ACAAUAUACUCAAAGUGUCUGGGGUAAUUACAAUAAAUCACGGAUUCUAUAGUUUAAUAUUGAUCUUGUAUGUGUAUAUGUAUAUUUGUAUAUAGAUAUUAUCUGGAAUGGUGGUUUAUCCUUUGAUGUAGAUUCUUUUUACUCGCUUCACAAUUUUCUUCAUAUACAUAAUUCAUUAUUUGCAUUUGAUUUGCACAUAACUUCCAUCAAGUCAGACGAUACAGAGUUCUUUAAGCCAAUGAUGCAGCAAAGGGUCCACCACCAACAAGAAAUUAAAUAUUAUCGUGGCCUUGAAAGUGGUCUAUCUGAUAGAAUCACUUUUCAUCAAGAAAAUGGCAUUGAUAAAGAAGAAGGAUUAUCACUUCAAUUCUUUGUAGACAAUCAAACGUUGCAUGUUGAAUUAAGCUUUGAUUGGUAUGGAACAUUAGGACGUUGUGUACUUCGCUAUGGUGCUAUUUUAGCUCAAUUUCUGUGGAUUUCAACAUCAAUCAUACUUUUAACUCAACUUUAUUCCUAUGUUAUGAAUGGAAAGCAGGAUUUUAUUGCAUUCCCUGAAGCUCUCGUCAAUUGUGUAUCAGGCUCAUUCUUGCGAUUUGUGAUAUUACUCUUUAUAGUAUCUAUCAUUCAUUACUAUUAUUCAUUGUCUAGUAACUAUUCUGUAUUAAAAGAUAUAUUACUUGGAAGUGAUGACUGGUUAUUAACUGGUUUACUUAUCUUGGCCUUUGGCUUGAGUAUUGGACUAACAGCUUUCCUUUGGUUGGUUACUUCAUCACUUGUAUUUCUAUUAAGUCUAUUACCUUUAUGUCUCUUCCGUUGUCCUUCUCCGAACAUCACACACCUGUCCACUAAAUAUUAUUACUUUUUAUGUCAUUUAUCAAUUGUAAUAGGUUUACUCGCCUUCUUACCUUCUGCUCUCGUCUUUAUAGGUUACUUGUUGGUUUGGCUUUUCUUCACUUGUUCUGCACGUAUAUCUUGUACAUUGCAACCUGAUAUGCCCUCCUUACAAAACCUAUACAAGUAUAGGCAAUCAUGCCUUAUCUUUUUCAUCUCAAUUUUACCGUAUUAUGUACCUUCUGUUAUUGUCUGUUGUAAAGAUUUACUUAUAGGAUGGACUCAUUAUUAUCGUUUAUCCAUCAUAACUAUAAUUCAAGAUGCACCUGUAUUACUCGCUUUGAUUUACCUAGUAACUAUCGGGAGUUCACCUGAAUCGUUAGAAUUAAGAUAUCUUCUACCUAUCAUAUACAUUAUGAAUGGAAUUAUCAUCUAUCAGGCUUUAUUUGGUUUUCUACAUCCAUUCAUUAUAUCUCACUUUAGUUGAAAAUAAAAUAAAAAUAGUAUAUUUAAGGCCAGAGAACAAGCGAUACUUUUUUUAUUAUUAUUAUAAUAUAAAAUUUAAACAGAGGCCAAAAUAGGAGGUUCAACGAAAU
Molecule: messenger RNA, 1427 nt
Organism: Cokeromyces recurvatus
Lineage: Eukaryota; Fungi; Mucoromycota; Mucoromycetes; Mucorales; Mucoraceae
Exons: 3
Biological process (GO): GPI anchor metabolic process; endoplasmic reticulum to Golgi vesicle-mediated transport
Cellular component (GO): endoplasmic reticulum
Molecular function (GO): phosphatidylinositol deacylase activity
Source: RefSeq, a predicted model, not a curated record